GAGAAAUAAAAAGUGUGUUGGUGGCGUGGCUUUGACCAAACUAAAACCUCACUCUCUCGUCUCGGGUUUUUGGGUUAAACCCGGCAACGGAACAAUGCAGACGAGAUCCUCAUCGUCACCCUUGUCUGACGACCUCCGCCGCGAGGACCAGCUGCAGAUCGUGGACACUAUUUCGUUUCGCGGCAAAAUUUUGCCUGGUUGGACCGUCGUGAAUCGGCCGCCAUCUAGCGGAAACGGCAAUGCCGAUACGUACUUUAUUGAGCCAGGGACUGGUAGACAAUUUUCAUCUUUAGAAGCUGUUCAGAGGCACUUGACUGGAGAAGUAAGUGAUAGACGCGUGACUAGAGCACGAGCCGUCUCCCAGGAUAGGACAAGGGUCUAUGAAGGAGCCAGAACUGAACAGGAUCUUCGUAAUGUUGAAUAUGCCUCCAAGGGGUUUAGAUUGCCGAGAGGAUGGUCUGUUGAGGAGGUUCCAAGGAAAAACUCUUAUCAGAUUGAUAAGUAUUACGUUGAGCGGAAAACAGGAAAACGAUUCCGUUCUCUUAUUUCUGUCGAGAGAUACUUAACAGAAUCCAGGAACCGUGCAGAUCAAAAGCUUAUGCUUUUACAGUGUAAACGCAGCCAUUCCAAAGAUUUCAGUUUACCUGAUGGAUGGAUCGUUGAGGAGAAACCGCGAAAAACUUCCAGUCAUAUAGACAGGUCUUACAUUGAGCCAAAAACAGGGAAUAAAUUCCGUUCCAUGGCAGCCGUUGAGAGAUACUUGCUAUCAGUCGGGAAUGCUACACUUGACUCGGUUUCUAUGCUACAAUCCAACCAGAUUGCUCUUGCGGUGAACCGGAAUGAUACCAGAUUUCUGAAGGAAUUUAUUGACCCAAACCCACCGAAGAAAGUUAAAUGGGUCCUUACCGGUCCAGGCGGAAACAUGUUUACCGCCAAAGUGAGCGGAUCAGACGUCUCUAGCUCAGUCAAACAGACAUGGUCCGAGGCGUUUGUUUCAAUGAUCCAAGACCGCUCUUAACAAAGAUGUGACUAAGUUUGGUCUAUAUCUGUGGUUGGGUUUAUCAUGUUGGGUUACCUUUAACAAGCUAGUCCAGUCGGCAGUCUCUUCAAGUUGUUCAUACUUCAGUCUUUUGAUAGAUUCUCCAUCUCUGUUAAAAUUCGAUGUGAACCGGAGUUUGGGUAGUUAUGUUAGUGCUCAUGUUAAGUUACGGAACAUUAAGUUGUCUGUAGUAAAGGUGAAAUACUGGUUGAAAUUUUCCAAAGUCUUAACAUAUAGUAUGUUUUAAAAACUGAUUUAUGUUGUCUUCCUCGUUA
This is a messenger RNA of Capsella rubella, 1314 nucleotides long. Its product is annotated as methyl-CpG-binding domain-containing protein 7. The transcript is spliced from 6 exons. Gene Ontology annotation, molecular function: DNA binding. The record is from RefSeq and is a predicted model, not a curated record. Bases 95 to 1018 code for a protein of 307 amino acids. NCBI's taxonomy places the organism in Eukaryota, Viridiplantae, Streptophyta, Magnoliopsida, Brassicales, Brassicaceae.